CUUGUUGAUAUGCUAGAGAAUUUUAUGGAAACGAGUGCAGCUGCACAAGCUGCAGAGAAGGAUGCGCUUGAGGCGCUGAGAAAACGUGAAGAGGAACUGGAGGAACUACGACGUCGUGGUGCUGAGGAAAGCAAUGAGCACAGUCGUGUUUUGGAGAACCAUGAGCAAGAGAAUGAGAGGCUUCUUGAGGAACUCGCACAGAAGGAAGCAGAGAAUGAGAAGCUGGCUGAGGAUCUCGCACAAAAGGAAGUAGAGAACUAUAAACUUUCAGAUGAACUUGCUUCUGCUAAAAGUAAGCUUGAGGAUGCUGAGAUAUUUAGAGAUGAGGCGGCGGAAUUGCGUGAGAAGCUUCAUGACUCUGAGAAUCUUAUUGAUGAAAAGAAUGCACAGCUCGAGACGUUUAAUGAGCGUAUUGAAGGGCUUAUGGACGAACUUAAUGACAAGCGUGAUGAACUAAGCCAUGUUAUUGUUCAAUUAGAUGACUUUGUUGCGAAGUUUGAGAAAGCUCGAGAGGGUGAAAAGGCUGCCGUUGAAAGGCUUGCAGAAAUAGAACAAGAUAUGUUUGAGUUGCAAGAGGGGCAAAAGGAAGAGCAGAAGGAACACGAUCUAGUUGUUUCUCUUUUAAAGGAGCAGUUGGAGGGUCUCCGUGACGUGCAGUCGAAGGACGAGUUGAUAUGCGGAGAAAUGAAAGAUAAUUUGGAACAACUUAAAAAUUCCCUUCGUCAAGCAGAUGCAGCAUUAUUGGAGAAAGAUCAAUUGAUAGAAGCCCUACGUAAAGAAAUUACUGAUCAGAGGGAAGAAGCGCAGGCGAUAAUUGAUGAAGUGGCGGCAGAACGCGAUGUUAGGUCUGAAGAAGUGAGUGAUUCACUUAAAAAACUUGAAGAGCUUGUGGAACUUUUGCAAGACGCUCGUACCUCUGAAGAAGAGGCUGUGCAAAAAUGCCUCGAUACUGAACGAGCUCUUUACGAAGCACAAGAAGAAUUGGAAAAGCUUCGUUCGGCGCAAGUGCAAAGUUCCAGUGCAAGCGGUGAUAUCCCUCAUGAAAAAUCAGAGAUGGAUGCACUUCGUGCUGCCCUGGAUGAGGCUAAUGAGAUAAACGAAAAUGAUAGUAAAGAGAUCAGGAACCUUCAGUUAAGUGUGAAGAUGUUGAUGGAUGCACUCUCACGCAACCAAAGCACGUUUAUUUCGUCAUCAGGGGUAUUGAACGAAGUAUGUACUACCCUGGAGACGAUCGAAUAG
Messenger RNA from Trypanosoma theileri, 1239 nucleotides. RefSeq names its product myosin heavy chain. The record is from RefSeq and is a predicted model, not a curated record. The transcript has a single exon. The annotation marks the transcript as partial. NCBI's taxonomy places the organism in Eukaryota, Euglenozoa, Kinetoplastea, Trypanosomatida, Trypanosomatidae.